Naegleria gruberi is the source of this 579-nucleotide messenger RNA. RefSeq lists its product as uncharacterized. NCBI's taxonomy places the organism in Eukaryota, Heterolobosea, Eutetramitea, Acrasida, Naegleriidae. The record is from RefSeq and is a predicted model, not a curated record. The transcript has a single exon. The coding region runs from base 1 to 579 and encodes 192 amino acids.
AUGCCUCCAAGAAGAAAGAAUAGUCAAGUUUCGUCUCAAGAUAGUCCACUUCCUAUCAGCACGACAACACCACAAACAAUUCAAGAAUCUCCAGCCAAGAGAGUGGGAUACAAUCAAGAAAAACAUACACCUCUACUCGCUUUCUAUCUUUCCACAAUUUUUAACAAAUCGGACGAAACUAAAAGCAAGGGAAUUUCUAAAAAGAAAAUGACUGAAUUUUUUGAUUCCGAUACUAACAUGAUGGAAUUUAUUAAAUAUUGUAAAUUAGAGUCAGAACUCAAAUGUGAAACCAUCAAGAAUAAGCAAACUGCCAUCAUGGACAAAUUAAAAAUGGAAAAGAAGGGAAAAAAAGAUAAAAAAGAAAAGAAAAAUGAAAGUUCAGCAGAUAAAGGCAGUGAUUUGAAUGAUUUGAUAAGGAAGGCAUAUUUUACAGAGAUGGCAAAUAAAUUUGGAGAAUUAAAGAAGAGAACUAGUUCAGAAAUGGAAAAUGAAUUAAACAAUCAAGAAGAUGACGAUGGAGACGAAACUGAUACUGAUGAUACAGCAAGAAACACAACACCAAAAAGGAAAAAAACAUAA